Messenger RNA from Drosophila sulfurigaster albostrigata, 1377 nucleotides. Its product is annotated as GATA zinc finger domain-containing protein 10-like. The transcript has 2 exons. NCBI's taxonomy places the organism in Eukaryota, Metazoa, Arthropoda, Insecta, Diptera, Drosophilidae. The coding region runs from base 388 to 702 and encodes 104 amino acids. The record is from RefSeq and is a predicted model, not a curated record.
CAUAAUUUUGUACUAUCAGAUUCUUAUUUUCACUUACAAAUCAAAUUAUUGGUAUAUUGAAUUCAUUGCAUUUGUCAUUUAUUUAUAUUGAUACUCUUAGUUAUUACGAAACUCCCAUGGAGCUUUGUGCGAUCGAGUUUUUCUCACAGCCAACUCUGCCCUGAGUCAUGGAGCUGGCGGGGCUAUCAACACCCGAGCAUCUUGAUGAUCAGGGCAAAGCGUACACAUUGCAAAACGUGAUUUGUAAGGUCAUCAUUCAAAAGGCAUCGUCGACAGUCAGACAAGUCGAGAAGGAGAGAGAGACGAAGUGAUAUCCAAAUCGAAGGAACAGAGCACCAAACAAGGAGCAAGAACAAAAAUUAAAAUGGUUAUACAUUCAUACUAAAGAUGCAACUACUGCUCUUGCUGCUGCCGUGGUUGCAACUGCAACAGCCUCAGUUGCUGCUGUUGCCGUUGUCUGUGGCGAUAUUGGUGAUGCCAAGCGUGAGAUUAUCGACGAUUGUAUGCAGCGAUGAUGAUGCUGAUGAGGAUCAGGAUGAGACUAUGCACCAGCAGCAGCAGCAGCAUCAACAGCAACAACAACAGCAGCUGCAAAUGCAAUGGCAUUGGCAAUGGCCACAUCGCAUCGUUGGCUCCCGUGAGCAGAGCCCAAAACAAUGCAUCGAGAGUUGCGCUCAAGUUCACUUUUCAUGUGGAGGCUAAAGCUGAGGCUGAAGACGAGGCUGCGGCUGAGGUUGAGGUUGUGGCAGCUCCAGUCAUUGACUUUGGUUAUCGCACGCCAAAAAGACAAAACAGUUGCAUGGUUUGCGUCGACAGACACUCGGACGGACAGACGGACAAACAGACAGACAGACAGUCAGGUUGGCAGGGCCCAGUCAGGGCUUUGAGCUUUAUCUGCAUGCGAUCAAAUUUCCAGGGCUUCUGUUGUGGACAGCGACUGCGACCGCGACUGAGCUCCUCAGAGAGACCCAGGCGAUCAUAUUGAGAGUCUGCUUUUGACAUUUUGGACACAAUUUGAACCUUUUACUUUUUUGGACCGAGAGUACCCCACGAUUUCCAGUUUAAGCGUAGUUCCAGGAAUUCUACCAUUUCAACUCAACCUCAACUCCAAAGAGUGGCCUCAUCUCUUUCCCUUAGUAGCUGCCUGCCUUUGCUCGCUCCCAUGACAUUGAUUGAGAAAUUGAUUUAAGAAUCGUUUUUGCAGCGCUGAUUUCAAUCUCUAAAAGUGCACACUCCAUUGACUGAUGCCCUUUAUUCCUCCCGCCGACUUUGGUUUGAUUUAAUUGUUGCAGCUCUGGAACGCAUUUGUUAAAUUCACUCGAAAUCUUGAAGCGACUGCAACUAAAUCAAUAAGAAACACAUCCAUAUCAAGUGUUU